UAAGCAUACUUUGUUGCUGCACUCUAUAAACAUUUGUAUUUUUACAUGUUAUUUGACGUGUCUGAUUUCUUUUUGUUAUACCAUUUCUUGUCUAGUAAUAUACACGUUAUCUGUUUUAAGCUUAUUUUUACUCUCCUUACUCUUAAAAGAAAUCUGAAUGGUUUUGAACUAAUAUUGUCUUAGGAUGGAUUUAGAUAAUAUAAAUGCUUUACCAAAGAAAUGUUACGCCUGUUCUACAUGUAAAAAAUUCAAGGCAAAUAUUGACAAUCCAAGUAUUUGUAGAUUAUGCAAUCAUCAUUUUAACUACCAUGAGCAAUACGCAGAGUUAGUUUUCAAUCAGAAAAUGCUUGCUGGUGAUCUGCCAAAUUUAGAUAUGCUACCUAGGAAAUGUUAUAAAUGUAAAUGCCAAAAAUUUGACCAAUCAAAUGAUAAUGAAGAAAUUUGUGCAGUGUGCAAUGAUGACGAAGGAGAGCAUCACCAAUGGGAAGUGGCUACUAUAUCUCAAAAACCAUCUAAUCAAAAUUCCAAUAUGGCCCAAAGUUCAAAUGUAUCAAAUACAAAUACUGCACAGAUCCAUAGUACAUCAGCAAAUUCUAAUUUUAACGCAAAUACAUUGUCUACACAAAAUAUUACUGGAUCAGCAAAUUCAGAUUCAAGACAGAUAGGAGACGCAUCUAUACAAGUUCCAAGAAACAGAAUUGUUUCAGGCCCUUAUUCAUCAAAUGAUGAUGUUAAUAGGUUCUUAAAUGAUGAAGAAGUGCGAAGUAGGCUAUUAAAUAUAAGGGAUAACAUCAAUAUACGUGAAACUUCACAAUUAUAUGAUAAAACAAGAAAAAAAACUAAGUCAUUUGAGCCCCUAGUGGUAUUAUUAAGAUAUAAAGGAAGUAAAAACAUGGUUCCAAAAGAAGGCACUUCAAUUUUUAAAUGGCUUGAAGAAAAUCAAUGGAUGAAAACUAUAAAAUUUACACGUUCUGAUGCUAACUAUGUGAACAAAAGGAUAUUAAAAAAUUUUCCGAUAUUAAAGGAUUAUGGUUGGACAUGUUUAAAGCCAACUCAAAGUAAUCAAUUAAUACCUUUUGGAGAGGGCCAAGUAAUAGAUCGUGAAUUAUUAAAAAGUGCUGCUACAUAUAGAAAGAGGUUAUAUAUUGCUCCUCUAAAAAAAAGUAUCGUACUUAAUGAUGGAAAGGAUAAUUCAGAUAGUGAAUCAGAACAAUCAUCAAGUCAUGACUCGGGUACAGAACAUAAUAAUGAAAGUAGAAGAGCAAAUUCAGGUUUUGGUGAUAAUAGGGUUAUUCAAAGAUCUAAUACUCAAACAAGCACGACUGCUAUUAAUUUUGCUCAACAAUCAUUAGACAACUUACCAGAUACAGAUGAGUUUAGAAUUCAAAUAUUAGACAAAUUUAGGUUGGAUAAUUACCUCUAUGAUGAUGACAAUCUUAUAAGCGACAUUAUUAUUGGUACCCGAAAUGAUAUAAUUGCUUCAUUAUUAAAUUGGUUACAUAAUGCCAAUGUAUUGGACAUCCUUAAAAAACCAGCUAUCAGAAUUAAUGAUGAAGACUUGACUGAUACAGGUGGUGGAUUUCGAGAUACAACUGAAUUCUUUUGGGAGAAGAUUAAAACUGAAAAUGUUAAUGGUGGCCGAUUGUUUGAUGAUGGAGAAAAUACGUUUUUUAUUAAAUAUAAUAAUGAGUCUACCGAGUGGAAGUAUCCUGAAAUCAUUGGAAAAGCUUUAUUUUGGUGUUGGCUACACCAAGGUGCAUGGCCUAAAUGGCUACAUAAAAUGCAUUUAGUAUAUGUAAUUUAUGGGGAAGAAAAUAUAAAUGCUGUUAAUAUACUUGGUGAAUAUAUACCAUAUCUUCAUGAAUUCGUCAUUGAUUUACAAUCAGGUUUAAGAAGUAACGAUAAAUUAUCCUUAUGGGCGAUCACUAGAAAUAAGAAUAUUGAGCAAUUUUCAUCUAUGACUAAUCAUGAGCUAUCUUCAUAUAUUUCCAAAUAUGAAGUUGUAAUUAAACGGUUGGAAAGCCUUAAAAUGCUUAAAAGAGGUUUUAAUAUUCUCAAUGUAAUUGGACUAUUUCAAGACUAUGGAUGGGAGAAAAUCGAAAGGCAACUCUACAAAGAGUUAAAUUAUGAAGAAUUUUUUGAUCAAUUUGACUCAUCUAUAAAUGAAUUAAAUAUGAUAACAGAAACAAGAAAAAGAAUAUUCCGAUGGUUUCAAAAUUACAUAUUCAAGCAGCCUAAAAAGAACCUUGAGCUCAUAAUGAAGUUUAUAACCGGAUCUUCAAGGAUACCUGUAUCAUUGAAAAUAAAAGUUGAAUGGUUAAGAGAUACAGCAGGAUCAACAGGCUCUAGGUUAAGAAAACUUCCAAUAUCAAGCACUUGUGCUUCAGUUUUAAUACUUCAUGAUACUUAUGAAAAUAACAGUGAAUCACAAAUUAAUUUUGAAGCUGAUCUUGAUACAGGUUUCUUUGAGUCUGAAGGUUUUGAUGAACGUUCUUAUCGGAAUAAUUAUACACGCCUUAAUUCUACUAUUAGUAACGCUGAGGUAAUUGAUUUAACACAAACUACAAUUGAAUUAAAUAAUACUUCACCUCAGAAUAUAGUUGAAGAUGAUCUUACUAUAGUUGAAAAUGAUCUUACAGAAGAAAAUGUUGAUGGCAGUGAAAGUAGGAGAGGUAGUACUAGUAGAAGAGACAGCAGGAGAGGUAGUACUAGUAGAAGAGGCAGCAGGAGAGGUAGAAGAGGUGGUAGAAAUCAUGGUACGAGAGGUGGUACGAGUGGUGGUAAUGUAGUUAGCAGGAGAAGGUUAAGAAGUCAAGAUCAGCAGCAGGAUAAUACAAGUUUUGAUAAUGAUAAUUGGAACGUUCUUUUACCAGAACAUAUAGAAGACCAAAUACGAAUAACACGAAGUAAGGGGAGGAGAUAA
This is a messenger RNA of Rhizophagus irregularis DAOM 181602=DAOM 197198, 2923 nucleotides long. RefSeq lists its product as uncharacterized. Gene Ontology annotation, molecular function: ubiquitin-protein transferase activity. NCBI's taxonomy places the organism in Eukaryota, Fungi, Glomeromycota, Glomeromycetes, Glomerales, Glomeraceae. The record is from RefSeq and is a predicted model, not a curated record.